AUCGUACUCAGUACAGUCGUCCUGUUGCCAGUUCUUAUUCGCACUCGAAGCGCGUGGAAGGUAAUCGCUAUCUCUUGUCCAUCAUCUAACCAGUCAUGGCUUCACGAUAUUUUACGAUCCACAUCGCACUCCUUACUGCUUUAACUCUCGCAAGUCUUUAUUCCAUAAGCAGUAGAUACUAUCAGCAGCAAGAAGUUAAUUCGCUACUGACGAUGACCUGCUACAACACAAGUACUUCAUCGAAAGUUGACAGCACCUCCAGGGAUGGCGCCUUCUACAGUGCUGCAGAUAUCGCUAAGCCGGACGAGGACUGGGGAAAGAAGACAUGUCCUGUGCGGGAGCUCAAUGACCUCAAUGACUUCUAUGAAUACAUCUUCACGAGGAGGGUUCCAUGUGAUUUCAAGAUGAUACUGGGAGGACGCCUGUUGGGUAAAAGUUCAAAGAUGGACGGUGAGAAGUGGGUGUGCAUGGACAAACAAUAUAACAUUUCUCCAAGGAAUUGUCUCGUAUUUUCUUUUGGAAUCGGUUCCGAUUGGUCUUUCGAGAACGAUGUCGAAAAUAAGCUGGGUUGUAAGGUGUUUGCUUUUGAUCCCACCAUCAACAAACGGAGCCAGAGGAUAACAGAGCUUAUAAGUUUCUUCAACCUCGGCAUUGGUGAUUCGAACAGGACUGCUCCUGAAUUCAAAGUAAAGACGAACAGUUACGGCAACAUCCUCAACGGGCUUGGUCACCUUAACAGCAUCGUUGAUAUCCUCAAAAUCGACGUAGAGGGUAGUGAACUCCGCUUCUUUAAAGAUGUCCUGGAGGGCACACCCAGUCUACUUAAAAAUGUGAAAUUUAUAGCAAUGGAGGUCCACAUUCAAGGAAAAAUCAGAGAAUUCUGGAAAUAUUUUCAAUUGUUGGAUUGUUUUGGCUUCAAGAUAUGGUACAGUGCCAUUAAUCCUUUCGUUGGCGGAAGUGUGGUGAAUGGCAGACAGCGCGGGUGCUGUUAUGAAAUAGUAUGGGUUCAAGACCGCAGCUGGUAACAUCCGUACCAUUUUCUUUGAUAUAUAUA
This is a messenger RNA of Scylla paramamosain (green mud crab), 1054 nucleotides long. RefSeq lists its product as uncharacterized. The coding region runs from base 96 to 1025 and encodes 309 amino acids. The transcript is spliced from 8 exons. Lineage: Eukaryota; Metazoa; Arthropoda; Malacostraca; Decapoda; Portunidae. The record is from RefSeq and is a predicted model, not a curated record.